UAAUUAACCAAAGCCAUUUACAUUAGCUAUACAAAACGUAUCGGGUUUAGCAGCAAGAGAUUAAAACAAGUCAAGUUUGUUCGUUUAACAAUGUAAUUAAAAUCUCAGAUACUAGCAGAUUAAUCGACUCAAACCAACGUCUCUCUUUCUAUUGUGCACCUGUGGGACUGUCGGGGGAACUGCGGUAGGCAACAUCAUAAACGAGGCGGAGAUGGAAGGCGGAAGUUCGUUCAGCAGAAAGUCGUGGGCGUCGCAGUCUUUACGGGUCACCGCCAGGGAGCUCUCAUUGGUCAGCACGCGAGGCAAGACCAACGCCAUUGCAGAGCGCUUCUCCAAGUACCAGAGAGCUGCUGAGGAGGCCAAUGCUGAGAAGAAGAAAGCAUCGGUGGAGAGCCUGCCUCCCACUCUGCGUUCAGGGAACCUGAGUGUUCUGAAGAAGCGCUGGGAGCAGCCGGCACCUCGCCAAGACAAACCCUCCCUGCAACCAGCCGGCCCACCUCGCGCCCGCCUUAUCCCCCCAGCUGUACCCAAACCAGUGCCACCGACUGAGCACCGCCCCCCAGCCAAAUCCCCAGGAUCCCCGGGCACUCAGGGUAGUCAAGACAGUAUCCAGUAUCCUUCAGCAGCUAUAACCAAGGAAGGAACGGAGAGAAGGAUGGAGAGAAAAGAUCAGCGGCCAAGUGAGGGAGAGGAGGAGGAGGAAGGACUGCAGGUGGAAGAUAAGGUGGCGCCACCCAGCUCCUGCAGCCCCGUUGAGAAACCCAGCGUGCCUCUCAACAGCCUGAAGAUGAUGUUUGAGAAGGGAGAGGGCGCCAAGAGAAGGGUGAGCACGGGACUACACAGCAGCUCCUCCGAGGACAUGGACCAGAGAAUAGGAGUGUUAUCCCCUGACCGAGUUCUGGAGACCACCUCCCUGAAGGAAAGAAUGGCCAAGUACCAGUCAGCCCUUACCAAAAAGGGCCCACUAGCACGCACUGCCAGUCAGUCAGAGGGAGAGGACGGCAGCCUCAAGGAGAAUGUGCCCCCUAGUGGUGUGGCUGUGAGCCAGGCUUUAGAGUCCUACAGCAGAAAAGUUGCUGUAGAAGAGACCAAUGGUGAUGGCAUGGACACACCUACCUCUAAGGAUAGUACCUCUUCUCCAUCCUCAGCCCACAGUGACCCGCCCAAGGCAGCCAGGAAGUUCUGCCUGCCCGUGAGGGAGACGUGCAUUGCAUGCCUGAAGACGGUGUACCCGUUGGAGAGGCUGGUGGCUAACACCCAGAUCUUCCACACCUCCUGCUUCCGCUGUCUGCACUGCAACACCAAGCUCAGUCUGGGAAACUACGCCUCUCUGCACGGCAAUGUCUACUGCAAGCCCCACUUCAGCCAGCUGUUCAAGGCCAAAGGCAACUACGACGAAGGCUUCGGCCACCGGCCCCACAAGGAACUGUGGACACCCCGUGCCGAGGGAGAGGAGGAGGAAGAGGGAGUAGACCGGGAGGUGGAGAAGAAGCCAAAGGAGCAGGCAGAAAGAGUGGCGGUGGUGUCCCGUCCAGCCUCGUCAGGCAAGCAGCCCAGCCCCACAGUGGAGGAGUCUCCCCUGGCCAAGGUGACGGACCUGACUGCCUCUCUGGAGACACGCAGCCACACCACCUCCACUGAGAAACUCUCCAGCGCCGAGAAAGUCCCAGAGGCCCGCAAGCUGAGGGUUGCCUGGCCCCCUCCUGCUGACAGCGAUGCUGGUACCUCUCAAAUUCUGGAGGCUGGUAGUGGUGUGAGCCGGCCCUGGAGAGCCAAGUGGCCCCCAGAGGGCGAGGUGUCAUCGUCCACCCUGAGCCACGACAGGUCCGAGCUGAAGAGCCUGAGGAGGAGCUCGUCUCUGAAGGAGCGAAGUCGACCCUUCUCGGUGGCCCCCAGCCUCGCCACCAAUGCCCUCGGGCCACGGGAGCCCCGCCGGCCCCUCAAAUCCCUGCUGGAUAGGAGGGGGUCACUGGAGGACAGCCACUCCAUGCCUAAGGAACCAGAACUCAAACCCCAGAGGGAGAGAGAGGUAAGGCAGGAGGACAAAAAGGAGUGCAAGCCCGCCCCGCCCAGCGGCAGUGUGGUGAAUGGAGAGACCAGCUCCGAGGAGGAGGUAGAGAGUCUGCCGGCGGCACAGGAGGAGAGAGAAGAGCCGAUGGAGAGAGGAAAGGAAAUAGAAGGGGCUUCUCUGAAAUGCCAAAGUGCCUCUCCGGAUAUCUCAGCAUCUCCCUCUCCGUCCCCGCAGCCCAAACACAACCGCAGCUCCCAGGAUGUGGGCUUCUGGGAGGGCGAGGAGGAGGGGGGCGAGGGGGAGCAGCUCACCGUAGAGGAGAUGAUCAAGAGGAACCGCUACUAUGAGGAAGAGGAGGAGGAAGAUGAUGUCUGAACAGACACUCCACUCUGAAUCUGGCUGGAUUUAGACUGGAUACACACCAACACAUUCUGUCCCCAGUACUCCCCGUCCAUCAUAUAUAACCCAGGGAGUUUUUAAAAGGGCAGGGAUAAAACCAUGGGGACCCACUUGUUGAAUUUCUCUCUGCUUGGGUGCAAUCUGUGAUCAUUUUGAUUUGUUUGUUUCAUUCACAAUAGGAAAGUUAGCAAUAAACCAGUCUUACUACACUACAUAAAACCAAAUAGCCUGAUUCUUUUGUUUUCUGAGGGAGCCUGAUAGAAGGGAGCGGUAGAAUGUAGCCAAUUUGUUUUUGACACUGGUUCAGGCUGGUCUGUGUCUUUUUUUAAACUGGAAGUAAGUACAGUUACAAUAUAUAUGACAUCUUUUAUAUAAUCUAGGAAAGGUUACAUCGGCCAUAUCAUUCUCUAAACUGGAAAUUAUCUUUUGUCAACAUUUCAUUUUUUUUGUUGAUGAAGAAAGACUAAAGACUUUUGACAGGAAAGCCUGUCAAAUAAAUAUACAUGUUUGUAUUUGCAAAUCAAAUGCUUAUAUAGCCUUUGCUUCACAGGUACUUAAGUGGACUAGUCCAUACCACUGCCAGAUGGAUAAUAGGAGAAGAGACGUUCUAAAAUGAUCACAAGCAGUCGCUUCAUAUCUCUGAUAAUACUUGAGAAUCAAAAAAGGCUUGUGAUAGAAUGUGGUAAAUUGAUCUUGGCUGAGUAAACCAACAGUGUACUUUGAGUCUUUGGGUCCUUUACCUUCCUGGAUUUAUGUUUUUAGUUGUCCUUUGACACAGUGCAUGUUUUGAAUGGUUUUAAAAGCAUCCUAUUUUAUAAUGAAUUUUGUAAAUUGGAUAAAUGCACAAUUGUUAAACUUACCCUUAUGUUUUAUACCUUACUUUAAGGAGGACCAAACCUUUUUCAUAUCUUGAAAUUUUAAAUCAAAGUUUGUUUGAAAUAAAUAAUAAAUGGUCUAUCAUUGAUA
Molecule: messenger RNA, 3376 nt
Organism: Oncorhynchus gorbuscha (pink salmon)
Lineage: Eukaryota; Metazoa; Chordata; Actinopteri; Salmoniformes; Salmonidae
Product: LIM domain and actin-binding protein 1-like
Exons: 11
Coding region: 212-2386 (724 amino acids)
Biological process (GO): actin filament bundle assembly
Cellular component (GO): actin cytoskeleton; plasma membrane
Molecular function (GO): actin filament binding
Source: RefSeq, a predicted model, not a curated record